AUGAGCGAUUUGCGUUUCGAGCGAUGUGUUGACGGCUCAAGAAAAGAGGAAAUUUUGAAGUUCCUUUUGGAAAAUUUUCUUCAAAAUACUUUACAGAAAGUUUUGCCAUUUUCUGUUGAACAAGCGCGGUUCCACUGGGAACGAAGCAUCGCCGGCUGUAAAAAUGCCCAACUUGUAUUUUCGGAGAAUGAUCUUGUUGCAGUUGAGACUGGAGAUUUAGUCAGCUAUCGUGAAACGAAAGAGGAAUCUACUGACGUACUGACAGAAAAUGGCGAAAAUUCAAAAAGAACGGAAGAAUUUCUUGCUGAAAUGAGCAACGUAGACUUGGAAAAAUUCGGCGUUACUGAUCAAUCAAAGAUUUAUAGUAAUGGAGUCGUCUGUGUUUCGGAAACAAUGCGAGGGAAGAAAAUUGGUUCAAAACUUGUCAAAAACUCGAUUGAAUUCGCCACAUAA
Oikopleura dioica is the source of this 453-nucleotide messenger RNA. The record is from the annotation of a GenBank genome assembly. Lineage: Eukaryota; Metazoa; Chordata; Appendicularia; Copelata; Oikopleuridae.